Molecule: messenger RNA, 291 nt
Organism: Arctia plantaginis
Lineage: Eukaryota; Metazoa; Arthropoda; Insecta; Lepidoptera; Erebidae
Source: the annotation of a GenBank genome assembly
AUGGAUUCUGCGAUCACGUCAAUCAAAGACUUCAUUCGAGUCAGGCAAAUCAAUAUUGCUCUGGCUGGUCUUCUGACUUUGGUCUACUUGCUGUACCAGUUUUGGAGCACGAUGGUCCGCAGCAAGAGAAAUGGGGCUGUUCCAUUGCGACUGUCGAGAUCUCCGUCACGAUCCAGGUCCAACGCAGACUGCAGGUCACGACAUGACCACAAAAAUUUAGAUGUCAAACGCCGUGGUCGAAAAUCCCAUCGAAAAUGUCCCGAUUGCAGCGAAUGCAAUCUGGAAUUUUAA